Acanthisitta chloris (rifleman) is the source of this 1746-nucleotide messenger RNA. It is a transcript of the gene CCR6, whose product is annotated as chemokine (C-C motif) receptor 6. Gene Ontology annotation, biological process: positive regulation of dendritic cell chemotaxis; G protein-coupled receptor signaling pathway; immune response. The coding region runs from base 1 to 1746 and encodes 581 amino acids. NCBI's taxonomy places the organism in Eukaryota, Metazoa, Chordata, Aves, Passeriformes, Acanthisittidae. Gene Ontology annotation, molecular function: chemokine receptor activity. Gene Ontology annotation, cellular component: membrane. The record is from RefSeq and is a predicted model, not a curated record. The transcript is spliced from 5 exons.
AUGAUGGUGACAACCCAAAGGACACAGUCCUUUGCACUAGCCAAAGCAACUACAGCAGCAUACUGGAGACUCCAGGCCAGACACAACCCUGGGGAGAGUGUGGCUGCAGUGGGUGCUUGGAGCUUCUCAGAGGUUGAGGGUGACCAUGGACUCACCUGCACUGGUCAGGACACUGAGCUGCCAGGUGAAGCAGGCUGGAUGGCAUCAGGAGUGUCAACAGGAAAGCAAAGGCAUAUAAAUCUGGUGGUUUCUAUUAGCUUAUGUGAUGAAAAGCUCAGCUCCACAGUUCGAAAGGAGGACAGAGGAGCAAGCUGUGCUCCCACCAGCCACCUUGCCUACAGCAGCAAGGAGAAAUUACUUUUGUCUGAACAUGGUCCAGGAAAAGGUCAUGUUGGCACCCCUGUGGCACCAACCUGCAUCUCCCAAGGCAUGUUCACAGGUGUGCUAGAGUCUUCACAGGUCCCUCUGGCUAAGCUGCUUAAUGUUUCUGUGUGCCACAUCCUCAACAGUAAAAUUGGGCGAAUGGACCUGCUGCAAGAUGGCAGUUUGUCAGACCCUACAGAUCAUGAAGUUAAUUACAUCUCCAAGCACUGCAAGUGCCUGGAUCUGGACUUCAUCUGCCCCACUUUUGCAGAUUAUCUGUCUGUCUCCCUCUGUGAAAAUCAGACAGACUCUUACACCACAGAUUAUUUCAAUUAUCCAGAUCCUUAUCAAAUCGUACAACUUUGUUCUAAGUUGGAAGUCAGGAACUUUACAAAAGUAUUUCUGCCCGUUGCAUAUUCAUUGAUUUGUAUCAUCGGCCUCAUUGGUAACACCUUUGUAGUGAUGACCUUUGCUUUGUAUGAAAGAUCCAAGUCCAUGACAGAUGUGUACCUCUUCAACAUGGCCAUAGCAGACAUACUCUUUGUUCUCACUCUUCCUCUGUGGGCAGUGAAUUACGCUGCUGACGAAUGGAUUUUUGGUGAUUUCAUUUGCAAAAUGACCAGAGGUAUCUAUGCAAUCAACUUCAGCUGUGGCAUGCUGCUUUUGGCCUUUAUCAGUGUGGACCGGUACAUUGCUAUCGUACAGGCAACAAAGUCAUUUAAACUCAGGGCAAGAACAUUCGCAUAUAGUAAACUCAUUUGUUUGGCUGUGUGGGUAUCGUCGAUUUUAAUCUCUAGUUCCUCUUUUCUAUACAGUGCAAGUUACAGCUUGUCCAAUGAAACCAAAGAGAUUUGUGAUCAAAGAUUUGACAGAAUGUCUGAAAGCACAAUGCUGAAAUCACUGCUGCUGUGGCUGCAAGUUGGAUUUGGAUUUUUUAUACCUUUCAUAUUCAUGAUUUUUUGCUAUACCUUCAUUGUCAAAUCCUUACAACAAGCUCAGAAUUCCAAAAGAAACAAAGCAAUUCGUGUGAUUGUCUUAAUUGUGGCUGUUUUCCUAGUUUGUCAGGUACCUUAUAACAUUGUUCUUCUUGUGACAGCUGUAAACAUGGGCAAGAUAGACAAGUCUUGUCACAAUGACAAUAUAAUGGCUUAUGCAAGAUACACUACUGAAGCCAUAGCAUUUUUACACUGUUGUGUGAACCCUGUGCUCUAUGCUUUUAUUGGAGUGAAGUUCAGAAGUUAUUUUGUGAAGCUAAUGAAGGACCUAUGGUGCAUGAGAUACAAGAAAUACAAUAAGCGUAGUUCAAGGACAAACUCUGAUACUUAUCAUUCAAGACCGACUAGUGAAAUUGUGACUGACAAUGGGUCUUCUUUUACUAUAUAA